This is a messenger RNA of Prorocentrum cordatum, 1584 nucleotides long. The record is from the annotation of a GenBank genome assembly. NCBI's taxonomy places the organism in Eukaryota, Dinophyceae, Prorocentrales, Prorocentraceae.
AUGAGCCGGCUGCCCCACGCCCACCGCGCCGCGGACGCUGCCUGCGCCGACCUGCGGCGCCUUGCGGGCGAGCGCCGCGCCGACUGGGCCGCGCUGGCGCGCGGGGAGGACGCGCCGGGCGCGCUGCCCCCGGAGGAGGCCGCCGUGCGCGAGGCCUGGCGGGCUUGGCGCGAGGAUGGCCUGCUGGCCGAGCUGCAGCAGCCGGAGCUGCGGGACGGCAACCAGGUGCUGCUGCGUUCGGUGGCCGGCGACCUCCAGGCCGCCUACGAGUCUGCCUGCGCGCAGUUCGGCUUCGGCGCCGACGAGGCGGGCGCGCCCGAGAGCGCCACGGGAGCCGCCGUGUCCCGGCUCUCGAAGAUAUCGCGCGCUGCCCGCCUGGAGACGCAGCGGGGCCUGCGUGCGGCCGCCUGCGCCGGGUGGGCCGAGGCGGCCAGCGGCGAGCCUGAGCCGCCCGCGAGGCCGCUGCCCUGCUGGGCUUCGCCCGCAGCUCUGGCGCUCGGCGCCAGCGGGCUCGGCCCAGGCACAGCUUGGAUGCAGGCCGAGCUGCGGUGGAGCCAGUGGUACGCGGCGGCGGAGUCGCGGCUUGGGCGUGCAGCGCUGGCGAAGCAGAGGCUGCUGCAGAUGCGGCGGCUCAGGGCGGCGCGCGCCAUUCAGCGAAUCUUCGCUGGGACGCGCCAGAGGCGCGAGCAGGCCGCGACCCACCAGCGCGAGGCGGCCGCGCGGGUGGUGCAGCGCGCCUUUCAGCAGCGCUUGGCGCCGCGCCUCGCGCGCGCCAGACUUGUGCUGCGCGCCCUGCGCGAGCGUAUGCUGUUGUGGCGGCUCCGCCGGCGCCUCUGCAGGCACGCCCUGUGCUGGCGGUGCGCGCGCUGGGCCAUCGCGGCGGCGCACCCGCCUGCUGUCGCGGCGUCCGCCGCCGGCGCCGCUGGGGGGCCAGCGGCGCUGCGCAUCCAGAGGUGGCUGCGCGGCCACUGGUCCCGGUCGGGCUGGGCCUACUGCUGGGCUCCGCCUUUUCAGAGGCCGCAGACACUGGCCGGGCGCGCUCACGAGCGGCCAGAGGAGCUGCCACCCUUGACCGCGGCGCAGGGAGCCGGCUUCGCGCGACUGCGGGCGAGGAGGCGCGGGCGCGCCCUCGCGGCGCGCAGGCGGGGCACCUGGGCCGCCGCUGCGGGCCCCGAGCGCCUGCUGCUCCGGAGCUGGCUGCGGGAGGAGGAGGCGCGGCGCCAGCGGAGCGCGCACGAGGCGCUGGUGAGCCGGCGCUUCGAGGCGCAGUGGUCCAGGUACGCCGAGGGCCUGGAGGCGCACGUGCGGGCGCACGUCGAGGGGGAGCGGUGGAUGGUGACGUCGGACCCGGCGGGCCAGCGCGUGUGGAUGUCCGUGAAGACGGGCAAGACCCGCAGGGGCGGCAACCCCGCGGAGGCCCGCGUGCGCGAGAACCUGGCGAGGGAGCGGCGGCGAGCCGAGGAGCGCCCGGCCGCACACCUGGCGGCCCUCCGCGCGUCUUGGGCCGACGAGGACGCGGCGGGGAGGGCGCUGCACGCCGCCGGCCUCCUGGAGCUCGCCUCCGCGGCGCGAGGCGCGUGGGAG